ACAGUUGAUAGCAAGGUUGCGGAUUGGGUGAACCACAUUCCUGCCGGGUCGAUCCGAACAUGGGAUGAAUUGGGAUUGCGGUUCUUAGAGCAUUUUGCAGGGAACUGCCGUCCCAAGAGGCAUUUCACUCACCUGGCUUCAGUGCGGCAGAAGCAUGGAGAAUCCUUGAAGAAUUUCCUUAUCCGGUGGAGAAAAGAGUCCAGGGAGGUUGAAGGAACCGACGACAAAUCCAGGUUGGCCAUGUUCACGGCGGCAUUACAAUAUGGUCUCCUUCAUACUGAUCUUACAACUCAUCCCCCGGAUACCUUCGAAGAAGCAAUGGUCCGGGCCAGGAGCACGAACAAUCAAGCCGAUUGGUUACUUCGCCGCCCACCGCCCCACGACAAUGCCUUCUUCGCCGUUCACCGCCCCACUAUCGACGACUAGCGUCAUAUAUCCUCCCUUCCUUCGGCAACCGGUAGGUCUGAAUGAGACUCUACCUGUGAUCGUUUCAAGGAAACCGAGUGACGAACAAGAAGGUAGACUGUUAGGGUUGUUGAAACUGUUUGGUGGAGCAAUUGGGUGGACCUCAGCUGACCUAAAAGGCAUAAGUCCAGCUUGUGUUUAUGCGAUUAAGAAGUGGUAGGGUAAUUGGUGAAGAAGGCGAAAGUGAAACAUGUAGUAAUAGCGACCAGGGAGUAGUAAGAGUAAACCUUGUGGAGUGUG
Cuscuta campestris is the source of this 705-nucleotide messenger RNA. Lineage: Eukaryota; Viridiplantae; Streptophyta; Magnoliopsida; Solanales; Convolvulaceae. The record is from the annotation of a GenBank genome assembly.